AUCGCCAAGUAACGAACUAAGCUCUGAAAUAAUUAUAAAUUAAUUUAUUAACUUGAUAACACUUGGAAGAAAGCAAGAUGAUCAGAUGGAUGACGAACCUCUCACACGAGCAACUCAGAUCUUUGAACCUGUUCGUUAUUGUGUUUCUCUUCACCGGAUUCUUUAUAUCAACUUUACUUAACCCUGUGAUCCUUCUUUACUACAGGAAGAACAAAUCAGAGAAGCUAAGUAGGAAGCUGUUCAUGCUGGUGUCUGUCUCUGAUUUCUGUACAAACAGUUACCCUGUACUUCACAUCUUGUACUUCUGUAUCUCAACUGAUGUCGACUUGGCGGUCAAUACAAACAAAGACCAGAAAAUUGACGACAUGUUCAGGUUCUACGCAGUACCUAGCCUAAUAAUGUGCUCGUUUGGCUGCCUCUCUCAAGUGACGACCUCUGCCCUGGCCAUCGUCCGUAUGAUCUCAAUAUUCUGCCCAUUCCUCCACAUCCCCCAGGGGGUGUUUCUCUCGUACAUUGCUCUCUACUCCCUGCUUAUGGCUGUCAACAACUUCGGGUUUGCUUUCUGUCAAUUCCUGGAACUCACCCCUUCGGUACGUUACAUUAUUAUUCUCACGGUGGACUGUUGCUACUGGUUGAACAUCGCUCAGUGUAUCCUGGGAAUAGUAGCUUCAUUUUUGACCACGGGCAGAAUCUUCUCCAAGAGAGGAGCUGAGGCUGACUCGAGAACAAGAAGCUGCUGGAUCAUCCUUAUCAUGAAUCUUCCUUACUGCCUGUCAGCCAUCAACUUUAUCCUAUCCAAGACUAAUCUAGCAAGAUAUGGAUAUGUUUAUCUGACCUUCGUCAUCGUACCGUGUUUCACGUCCAUGUUGAAUCCGAUAGUUGUUGUAUUUCUUAACCAUAAGAUCAGAGUAUUCACAUGGUCGUUGCUACAAGGAAAUGGCGUACGCGUGGGUCCCGAGUAUGAAACAAACUCCUCCAGGGUGACUACACGGAUGAAGAGCAGAGAGGAGGGAAGCCGGAAGCCAUGCAAGUGCAUACUGUAAAUAGCCGAGGACCAUUAGUGAAAUAUUAAUGAGGUUGACUUCCAAUAUUCCAGAAGCGAUAAGCGGACCGAAUACCUACCCGGACCCCCAAACUGUAUACUCCUGA
Bolinopsis microptera is the source of this 1149-nucleotide messenger RNA. RefSeq lists its product as uncharacterized. Bases 78 to 1043 code for a protein of 321 amino acids. NCBI's taxonomy places the organism in Eukaryota, Metazoa, Ctenophora, Tentaculata, Lobata, Bolinopsidae. The record is from RefSeq and is a predicted model, not a curated record. The transcript has 3 exons.